AGUAGUCAUCUGAAUAUAUAGUUAUAGUAGUCAUCACAUGGAUCCUAUUCAAAACAAAAACAUGGUUCUUUGUUAUGCCAUAGCCAAAAUGAAGAUUAGGGCCACAGUGAUCACACUUCAAGCAUAACCUAAUCCCAAAGAACUAUCCUGAUACUUUUACACAGUACCCAUACGUUGACAUUAUUCUGAACAUAUGUUGAUAUUUGAUAUUCUCAACAUUCUCCUAUGGUACACACAAUCCACCUUCCCCACCUGCACUGAAUUAAUGAAAACAUUAGAUGCUAAAUAUAUUGCAGGUACCUAGCCCUAUCGACAUGAGAUGCAUCUAAUCUCAGCUGCUGAUCUCACCGCUCGUCCUCCUUAGUCACCGGUUCUCCAUCACACAAAACUAAAUUGCUAGAAUCGAGCGAGCAAAAAGUGAGUAAGAAACCUUGAACAACAGGAAGACACAGAGAGAGACCAAGAGGUGGGGGGGGGGCGUGAGGUUCCUGGAUAGACGAGGCGUUCUCCCUGAACAGGAACUUGCCUUUUAAAAAACGGGAGAAGUGGUUUUCCUGUGGAGGAAACGAUCAGAGAAUAGUGGAGGCCCAGCCGAGACACUUUGUUCUCAUUGUAGCGACACACUGGUCAGGCAACUAGCCGAGCAGAAGCUCACACGGUUCUCCUGUGGCGCACUGUGAUUCCUUGAUCCCAGUCGGAACGCUAGAAGGAACAAGGUGCGAUCUGGGUAAUAAAGUUAUUUCCUUUGAGCCUCAAUGAAAGCUGUGAACUUUUUUAUGAAUUAGAGAAAAUGGCAGAGGGGGCCAUACUAUGCAAUAUGGAAGACUACAGAGAUGGAAGCACAAAGAGAAAACGCUAGUACUACAAAGAUCAAAAUGUAGAAAUGCCACAGCAUUCCAUUCAAUCUCAUCCUACCCAAAUCUCUCACUUUAUCAGAUUAUUUGUGAGCAAAUUAACCCAAUGUGCUGUCAUUUGGCAGAUAUCAUUUUCUACAUUCUACUGAAAACAAGGAUUUUUACCAUGUAAGGCGUUGGAGUGAUUAUGUACUGACAGCGAUUAUGUUCAAUGCAAGCUGCAACCUCCCCCUCAAUACAGACACCGUGUGUCUGACCUACAUCUACAGUGUGAUUUUCACAUUUGGCCUGCCUAGCAACCUCCUGUCGCUUUGGGGACUGUACCAACUGGGCCGCUCAGGCGGGGCUGGCUGUCAGCUCGUCCUCAUCCUCAACCUUCUUCUGUCAGACCUUCUCCAGCUUCUCACUCUACCGGUGUGGAUCCUCUACCUCCAGGGGGGCCAUCGCUGGCCCUACGGCCGGCCAGCCUGCGAGCUGGUGGGCUACGUAUUCUACGUCAAUGUGUACGCAAGCGUCAUGUUCCUGUGCCUGAUAGCGCUGGACCGCUGCCUGGCGAUUGUUUACCCGCUGUGCAGCCGCGGUGUGCGAACCGUGAGGGUGGCGGUGGCGGCCGGCAUGGCAGUCUGGACCCUGACCUUCUUGUUCUGCCUGUCCGGGCUGCUGCCCUCGGUGUUUGACCCCGAGAGGCUGCUGUGCUUGGAGCAGUACCCCGUCAGCCCGAGAUACGCCAAAUUUAAGAUAGCCACGACGGCCCUUGGGUUUCUGCUGCCGUGCGCCAUACUAGGCUACACCUCGGCCCGCAUCGGUCUGACGCUACGGAGGUCCCCCUCCGUCUCCCACCAGGAGCGCAACAAAAUCGUAGGCAUCCUCGUGGUCAUCACCGUCAACUUCAUGGCGGUCUUCGGGCCGUACCACCUGGUUGGCGGGUACCGCUUCGUGUCCCUGCUGCUGACCGACGAGCCGUGCCGCCAGGAGCGCUCCCUCUUCCUGGUGUACCGGCUGUGCUACGGCCUGACCAGCCUCAACACACUGCUGGACCCCCUCUUCUACAUCUUCCUGUGCUCGUACGCCCGGAUGGAGCUACGCAGGUCGCUGCCCUGCGUCAAGAGACGGCGGGCCCCCCCGCGGCCCGGCCCGCCCACAGAGCCAGGCUCUCCAACCCCCGAGAGCGCCUCCUCCAAAGCAUUGUGGGAAUGAGGCCAUGGGAGGUGAUAGGUUGGGCAGGAUGACAUCAUCACGUGAGAUGAUUAAAGUGAGAGGUGUUUUAAGGGGAAGGAAGGGGGGAAGGCAUACUGAGGAAGAUCCAGUGGCUUUGUUUUUGCUUUCUUCUCACAUGGGAUCACCAAUAAGGCUUCUGUAUCGACAAUGCCGUGGCUCCCCCAAGUGGUGAGAAUUGUCCUGGAUCACAAGGGUAAUUCAACAUUCUUCCUUCAAUUUAGUAAAACUUUACAACUAGUGUAUAGUCGUGAAUUCAUUCACACUUAAGUUGGUUGAAUACAGAUGAGUCUGGAAGGAAGAGAGAGUUUGGUGGAUAUUUUACUGGGUAAAUAAAUAAAUAUUUCAAUCAUUCAAGGAUUUCUUAUGCCUUGAUUUUGCAUCUUUGUAUCAAUCAAAUGUUAAUGGAAUUGUUCAAUAGUAUAGUAACUGAACAAUAACUGUGCAAAAAAUUAAAAUGAUGACCCAUUAUAAAAUAAAGAUAGGCUAUGCAUAUUUCCCCAA
This is a messenger RNA of Gadus morhua (Atlantic cod), 2573 nucleotides long. RefSeq names its product probable G-protein coupled receptor 132. Gene Ontology annotation, cellular component: membrane. Gene Ontology annotation, molecular function: G protein-coupled receptor activity. Lineage: Eukaryota; Metazoa; Chordata; Actinopteri; Gadiformes; Gadidae. Bases 1059 to 2051 code for a protein of 330 amino acids. The transcript has 3 exons. Gene Ontology annotation, biological process: G protein-coupled receptor signaling pathway. The record is from RefSeq and is a predicted model, not a curated record.